AUGCAACUCGCUUGCGCCCACCGCGUAGCGGUGGGUUAUUCGACCCACGAUUAUCCUCUAACUUAUCCUGUCAGUCGUCUUCCUACUCGCCAAGAAUUCCUGUUAAAAGAAUGGGCAAAAGUUUUAUAUACCCGGAAACCACUCAACGUGCUCGGUGCGUUGCCUCCCUCCCUUGCGUUGCCUCCCUCGCCAUUGCUCCCCCUCGCCGUCACCCUCCUCGCUGUCCCAGCUGACUCGCUAUCCGCUGCCCUCACUGAGGCACUCGACGACUCUUCGGAAGCCCUCGUCGCGAGGCAUCGGAAGUCCUAA
This is a messenger RNA of Pseudogymnoascus destructans, 309 nucleotides long. RefSeq lists its product as uncharacterized. The record is from RefSeq and is a predicted model, not a curated record. The transcript has 2 exons. Lineage: Eukaryota; Fungi; Ascomycota; Leotiomycetes; Thelebolales; Thelebolaceae. The coding region runs from base 1 to 309 and encodes 102 amino acids.